This is a messenger RNA of Aspergillus affinis, 1065 nucleotides long. Its product is annotated as zinc-dependent alcohol dehydrogenase. Gene Ontology annotation, molecular function: zinc ion binding; oxidoreductase activity. The transcript is spliced from 3 exons. Lineage: Eukaryota; Fungi; Ascomycota; Eurotiomycetes; Eurotiales; Aspergillaceae. Bases 1 to 1065 code for a protein of 354 amino acids. The record is from RefSeq and is a predicted model, not a curated record.
AUGUCUCUUCCGGAGAAGCAGUGGGCUCAGGUCGCCGAGCAGAAAGGCGGUCCGCUCAUCUACAAAGAGAUCCCCAUCCCUAAACCCGGCGCGGAUGAGAUCUUGGUCAAGAUCCGAUAUUCCGGUGUUUGCCAUACUGACCUUCAUGCCUUGAAUGGGGAUUGGCCUCUGCCCGUGAAGCUACCCUUGGUUGGUGGUCAUGAAGGUGCUGGAGUUGUCGUCGCCAAAGGCCAGUUGGUCAAGGACUUCGAGAUCGGCGACCAUGCCGGCAUUAAAUGGUUGAACGGAUCUUGUAUGGCUUGCGAGUUCUGCAAACAGUCCGACGAGCCCCUCUGCCCUGAUGCCUCUCUGUCUGGAUACACCGUCGACGGAACCUUUCAGCAGUACGCCGUGGCCAAGGCUACCCAUGCCUCCAAAUUGCCGAAAAAUGUCCCUCUCGAUGGUGUCGCUCCCAUUUUGUGUGCGGGCCUCACCGUCUACAAGGGAUUGAAGGAAUCCGGGGCCCGUCCCGGUCAGACCGUGGCCAUCGUCGGCGCGGGUGGUGGAUUGGGCUCGCUGGCGCAGCAGUACGCAAAGGCCAUGGGACUCCGCAUAAUCGCCAUUGACUCCGGCGACGAGAAGAAAGCUAUGUGCGAAGAAUUGGGCUCCGAAUCCCUCACAAAGGCAUAUGUCGAUUUCUCCAAAUCCCAAGACCUCGUCGCCGACGUCAAAGCCGCGACUCCAGACGGCCUCGGUGCCCACGCCGUGCUUCUCCUCGCCGUCGCUGAAAAGCCCUUCCAGCAGGCCACUGAAUACGUUCGCUCGCGUGGUUCCGUGGUCGCCAUCGGUCUCCCAGCCGGCGCAUUCCUGAGAGCUCCUGUGUUUAACACGGUGGUGCGCAUGAUCAACAUCAAAGGAAGCUAUGUCGGUAACCGCCAGGACGGUGAGGAAGCGGUUGACUUCUUUGCUCGUGGCUUGAUCAAGGCACCAUUCAAGACGGCUCCGCUGAGUGAUCUUCCCCAAAUCUUUGACCUGAUGAAACAGGGCAAAAUCGCCGGUCGUUACGUCCUGGACGUGCCACAGUAA